CAUCCUGUGCAGCUGUAAACACUGGUCUACUGGAGGGCUGGUGACUUUCAGAAGACAAGUAGGAACUAUUGAUAGGACUGCCUCUGAAACCGGAGUUAGAAAUCUUCUGAAAGUUGCUGAGAACUCAUUGGAACCAAAGGGUUGGUCCAUGGACACAGCACUGGCAGCCCUAUCAUGAUGUCACAACCUAUGUCCAAAGAGACCGUUUUAGUAGUCACGACAAAUGGCAUGAAUUUCCCUCAAACAGAGAAAUCAGAAACUAUCAACCAGAGGCAGGAUAGCCUGAAGAAAUACGUAAAGGCAGAAGUCAAAGUUAUUGGGACUAUCCAGAUUAUGUGUGGAAUGAUGGUGCUGAGCUUGGGUAUCACGUUGGCAUCUGCUUUAUUUUCUCCACAUUUUACCUCCGUGAUUUCUCCCCUGGUGAAGUCCUGCUACCCAUUUAUAGGAGCCUUGUGUUUUAUCAUCUCUGGAUCUCUAUCAGUCACCACAGAGAAAAAAUCAACUAAGACUCUGGUUCACAGCAAUCUGGUCUUCAGCAUUCUGAGUACUCUGGCUGCUCUAGUGGGUUUCAUUAUUCUCUCUGUCAACCUGGCUGCUUUGAGUCCUGCUCUCCAACGGUGUGAGCUGGACAAAGAGUCCCUCCCAACCUCAUCUUAUUAUUAUCAUCAUGAUCCAUAUGGUAAAAAUGACUGCUUCACGGCCAGCGCUAGUCUGGCUGGAACUUUGUCUGUGAUGCUGAUUGGCACCGUGUUGGAGCUCUGCUUGGCUGUGCUCAUCACUAUGCUUUGGUGGAAACAGGUUCACGCUGACAUCCCCAGGAGUGUGCUUUUCCUGCCUCAUGGUCCCAGUGAUAUAUACACCAUGCCAUAUAACACGCCUGCUGACUCUGGAUAUGAAGAGCUAAUAACUUCCUAAGAAAAAGAAAAAGGAGAAAAUAUUCAUCAGAAACUUGGUCUUUAUGAUAGCAGAGAAACCUAACCAUCAUAAGAAAGGAAAGUUUGAAUUCCUUAAAAAAUGAUACUUUGUGUGCAAAAUGGGCAUUCAAAAAUGUAUUUUUUUUUUGUCAUCGAAUAUACACGUGCAAUGGAAGUCACUUGAUUUGCUGAUAGCGACCUCAGCUAAAGCACAGUGCUGUGGUUACCAUUUCCUAGAUUGGCCCAUCACAGACAUUUCCCAGACAUACAGGCAGAAUGGUGACUCAGGGAAUCCUGGUGAAAGAAAGGAAGCAACUUACUCUAGUACUACUUGUCAAUAGAAGUUAACCGAUUUGUUGUUGUGUUCAGACUUUUCUAUACCAGGGGUUUUCCACGUGCAUUUCACUCAUUAGUGCAUGGAGACAAGUUCUAUACAACAAAGUUCGAGGGUCUAUAAAAAUGUUUGGCUUCAAAAAUAAAAUCUUUAUGUGCCUGCACA
Tupaia belangeri chinensis (Chinese tree shrew) is the source of this 1413-nucleotide messenger RNA. RefSeq names its product membrane-spanning 4-domains subfamily A member 6A. Lineage: Eukaryota; Metazoa; Chordata; Mammalia; Scandentia; Tupaiidae. Bases 175 to 915 code for a protein of 246 amino acids. Gene Ontology annotation, biological process: cell surface receptor signaling pathway. Gene Ontology annotation, cellular component: trans-Golgi network; plasma membrane. The record is from RefSeq and is a predicted model, not a curated record. The transcript has 7 exons.